Molecule: messenger RNA, 1302 nt
Organism: Salvia miltiorrhiza (redroot sage)
Lineage: Eukaryota; Viridiplantae; Streptophyta; Magnoliopsida; Lamiales; Lamiaceae
Product: deacetoxyvindoline 4-hydroxylase-like
Exons: 2
Coding region: 94-1131 (345 amino acids)
Source: RefSeq, a predicted model, not a curated record
CCUACGAAUAUUUUCAACAACGUAGAACAAGAACUUAAUUCCUCCACACAAUUUUCAUAUUCUGCAGCAUUAUCCUUUCCCACAGACUGAGAAAUGGACUCAUCCAGCUUGAAAAAUUGCUCGCAAGAAAACGAGGCCGAUCGCGUGCACGAGCUGAACGCUUUCGAGGCCACAAAAGCCGGCGUGAAGGGGCUCACCGACUCCGGCGUCCAGAAGGUUCCGAGAAUGUUCAUCAGGCCAGCCGACGAGCUCGUCGAGGAGCGCAACCGGAGCCGCUCCCCGCUGCAAGCUCCGGUGAUAGACCUCGGCCGGAUCGGGGAGGGCGAGGGGCGGGAGAAGGUCGUGAGCGAGGUGAGAUGGGCGUCGAAGGAGCUCGGGAUCUUCCAGAUCGUGAACCACGGGGUGGCCGUGGAGGUCAUGGACGCGAUGAUCGACGGCGUGAGGAAGUUUCACGAGCAAGAUGCGGAGGCGAAGAAGCAGUUCCACACGCGCGACGCCAUGCGCAAGGUGAUGUACGCGAGCAACGUCGAUCUGUACAAGUCGCGCGCCGCGAAUUGGAGGGACACGUUCUCGGUCGCGCUCAUGGGUUCCGACAGCGUUGAGCCGGAAGAGUUGCCGGAGAUUUGCAGGUUGGUGUAUCGUUUUCUCAUUAUCCAUGCAUACUCCAUUUAUAGUAAUAAUUCUCUCACUAAACAUCACAAUCAAUGUGAGACUAUUUCUCCACUCACACUACACUUUACAGGAUUUCUUAAAAGCCGUGUCGUCUCAUACUAUGCAUGUUUUUAUGGGACGGAAGGAGAUAACUUGUUCAAUUUUAUGUUUUUUGUAAGGAUCCUAACACCCAUGAAUGUUAUGAAUGAUUUGCAGAUUGUGACAAAUGAUGAGUUCAUAAGCCCAAUUCAUAGAGUUCACGCAAAUCGGGCCGGGCCAAGAAUCUCGGUUGCGGGCUUUUUCACCGGUGAUGCUAUUUCAGGGACAAUAUACGGCCCGAUCAAAGAGUUGGCAUCAAAGAACAGUGGGGCUCGAUACAAAGAGUUCACAGUGGGAGAGUACAUGUCCAAGUUUUUAGAGCGGCCAAUUGAUAAAUCUGGUCUUGAUGAAUGGAGAUUGCAAGAUGAAGACAAUGUCUAAAUUAUGCUAUAUAUUUAUCUCUUGUGGUGAUAUACGUUGUGAUUUACUCUUAAUUACUUCAAUAAUGAUAAUAAUGUAAUAAUAAUGGAAGAUUUGUUCGAUAGAUCACUCUUUCAGUCAAAUGUAAUAAUAAUCAUGAUAAUGUAAUAAUAUAUGAUUUCCUUUGUAAGA